GUGUACCCGUGAGGACGACAUGACAGCAAAAUAUAAACAAGAGCAUGGCGGCAUCAGAGAUAUGAGGAAGGAAGAGAAUAAUAAAUAUUCUCUCUCUCUCUCUCUGACAUUCCACCGAAAAAGUUGAAAUUUCAACUCUCUAAACCUCGAUCUAUUUCUGGACUUAUCGUAUCUCUACAUUUACGCUUGUCUUCCAUUUUUCUGUUCUCUGUCUCCUUCCGAGGAAUCCCAUUCCGACACAAACCCCUAGAGAGAGAGAGAGAGAGAGAGAGAGAGCUGUUUUUUUUAUUAGGAGUAAAGAAAAAUGGAUGGAGGUCUGUCUGUUAACGAAUUAAAUGGUGGUGGUUCGGAUGCCGAUGUUGCUUUUGACACAACGAUAGAGGAGCUAUGCAAGAAUCUCUGCGAGCUGCGGAGCUCUACUAAUCACUCUCCUUCGAGGCAGAGCUUUGGAUCGUACGGUGACGAGGAGUCAAAGAUUGAUUCUGAUCUACAGCACCUUGCUCUAGGAGAGUCACCGGAUCUAGACAUAACCGAAGAAGAUGAAGAAGAGGAGGAGGAGGUUGACACGGUGAUUGACACGGUGAGACCAGCAAGUGCUGCUGCUGCUAAGCCAAGCUCCUCUGAGGUCAUCACGCCGAAGGAUACGGAGAAACAAGUUGGUAAGAAGAAUGCAAACAUGGGACUUGGUAACGCCACAAGGAAGAAGAAGAAAGUACAGAAUGGCGGUGGGAAUGAAGAACCAUCAUCCGAGCUGGCACGUUUCUUACUGAACCAAGCGAGAAACUUGAUCAGCUCUGGCGAGAGUAUCAACAAAGCUCUAGAGUUAUCUCUUAGAGCAUCUAAGCUGUUCGAGGCUUCUGCUGAUAAAAAGAAACCGUGUUUGGAACAGAUCAUGUGUCUGCACGUUACAGCAGCUAUCUACUGCAAGCUAAAAGAGUACAACGAGGCCAUACCAAUUCUGCAGCGCUCCAUCGAGCUCCCGGUUGUCGAAGAAGGUUAUGCGCUGGCCAAAUUCGCUGGACUGAUGCAGUUAGGCGACACUUACGCCAUGACGGGACAGCUAGAGAACUCGGUGUCAUGUUACACCGAGGGGUUAACAAUCCAGAAGAAGUUUCUUGGAGAAAACGACCCAAGAGUCGGUGAAACGUGCAGAUACUUAGCCGAGGCUCUGGUCCAAGCCUUACGUUUCGACGAAGCUGAGAAGCUCUGCCAAACGGCUCUCUCUAUCCACCGACAAAACGGUUCGCCAGGCUCCAUCGCCGAGGCAGCGGACAGAAGACUCAUGGGACUUAUAUGCGAGACCAAAGGAGACCACGAGAACGCCUUGGAGCAUUUGGUGUUAGCCAGCAUGGCCAUGUCAUCAGCAAACGGACGAGAAGAAGAUGACUCCGAGGUCGCUUUCGUCGACGCCAGCAUCGGAGACUCCUACUUGUCUCUGUCCCGUUUCGACGAAGCCAUCUCUGCUUACCACAAGUCUCUCACCGCGUUGAAGACAGCAAAGGGAGAGAACCAUCCAUCAGUUGGUUCGGUUUACAUCCGUUUAGCCGAUCUCUACAACCGAACCGGUAAAACGAGAGAAGCCAAGUCUUACAUUGACAACGCUCUACGGAUAUACGACGAGUCGCAACAUACUCUGGAGAUCUCUCCCGAGGAGAUUGCUAGCGGUCUUACGGAGAUCUCGGUGAUAUGCGAGUCUAUGAACGAGGUGGAACGAGCUGUGACGUUGCUGCAAAAGGCGUUGAAGAUAUACGGUGAUGGUGGUCCUGGUCAGAAGAUGAUGGUUGUUGGUAUCGAAGCUCAGAUGGGAGUGUUGUACUAUAUGAUGGGGAAGUACUUGGACUCGUACAACACGUUUAAGAGCGCGGUCUCGAAGCUACGCGGGACAGGGACGGGGAAGAAACAGUCGACGUUUUACGGGAUCGCGGUUAACCAAAUGGGUUUGGCUUGCGUUCAGCUUGGUGAGAUUGAAGAGGGUGUUGAGUUGUUUGAAGAAGCUAAAUGUGUGUUGGAACAAGAAUGUGGUAUGUAUCACCCGGAGACGCUUGGAGUGUACAAUAACCUCGCAGGAGCUUAUGAUGCAAUUGGGAGGUUGGAGGAUGCGAUUGCGUUGCUAGGACAUGUGGUUGGGGCUAGGGAGGAGAAGCUCGGAACAGCGAACGUUGAUACAGAAGAGGAGAAGGGAAGGUUGGUGCAGCUGUUGAAAGAAGCUGGUAAGGUUACAGGAAGGAAAGCUAAGUCUCUCCAGACUCUAAUUGAUUCUGAUCUCAUGACUUCUUCACAUCUUCGUUAAAACCUACUAAUGUUUCUUUUAAUUUAUAGAAAUGUGAAUACAUUAUUAUUUAUGGUUAUA
Raphanus sativus (radish) is the source of this 2350-nucleotide messenger RNA. RefSeq names its product protein KINESIN LIGHT CHAIN-RELATED 3. Gene Ontology annotation, molecular function: protein binding. The transcript has 3 exons. NCBI's taxonomy places the organism in Eukaryota, Viridiplantae, Streptophyta, Magnoliopsida, Brassicales, Brassicaceae. Bases 305 to 2290 code for a protein of 661 amino acids. The record is from RefSeq and is a predicted model, not a curated record.